AUAAUCCACCGAGGCACCUUUUUACGUCAAAUUCAACGCGCUGCUUUUCCAAGAUGGCGUCGUUGGGAAGGAGGCGCGGUGUCCCAGUCAACAGGGAGAGGGGAGUGAUGGCGGCGGCGGGUGAGUGUUACAUCGUGCAUGAGAUCUACAAUGGUGAGAAUGCACAAGAGCAGUUCGAGUAUGAGCUGGAGCAGGCACUGGAGGCACAGUAUCCCUACAUUGUCAUUGAGCCGACGCGCAUCGGAGACGAGACGGCGCGCUGGGUGGCUGUGGGGAACUGCCUGCACAAGACGGCCGUACUAGCGGGCACCGCGUGCCUCCUUACACCGCUGGCCCUGCCUGCUGAUUAUUCUCGCUACGUAGCUCUCCCCACUGGUGCUCUCAGUCUGGCUUGCGCCGCUCUCUACGGCAUCUCGUGGCAGUUCGACCCGUGCUGCAAGUACCAGGUGGAGUAUGAUAGCCGGAAACUGGCGCAGCUGCCACUGCACACGCUCACCUCGUCCACGCCUGUGGUGCUGGUUCGCCGUGAUGACGUGCACAGAAAGAGACUGCACAACACGAUAGCACUCGCCGCCCUGGCCUACUGUGCCAAGAAGAUCUAUGAACUGUACGCCGUAUGAACGUGUACACACAUGCACGCGCACACACACACUGAUCAUGUCUCUCAUACACACACGCGCGCGUGCACACACUUACGUACACAUAUAUAAGGUGGGAGGGAGGUGAGAAGCACUACUAAAUGUGACACAGCCAACAGGCAGAUGGACGCAGGGACGGAGAGAGCAAUUACCCAGAACAGGAAGAACCUAGCAGCGCUCUCUUCACUCUUUUCUCUUUUUUUUUUUUUUUCCCCCGUCUGUGCACUUCAGAGGAGGAACAGAAUACUGGGCAGGAUGGGAGGAUGACUGGAGGAGAAGACAGUGCAAGGGGGGGGGUUAUAGUUUAUUGGAGCAGUAAGAAUCCCCCCCCCCUUUUUUCUUUUUCUGUACUGUUAAGUGACCUCAGCAGUGCACUCGACAGCCCCUUCCCCGUUUUCUCUCCUUAUCCCUCGAUGAGCUCCUGCACCUGCGCAGCGACUGUCAGACCGUGACUGCGUGGUGGACAGGCAAAAACACAAGUGUUUUAAGUAUUACUUUGAAGCCCUUUCUCUCCCCUCCCCCUGUGUAGUUUUACUGUACCCUGCCUUGACGCAUCACCUUUUCAUUAAACAGUAGGAGAUUUAACCUCA
Messenger RNA from Neoarius graeffei (lesser salmon catfish), 1228 nucleotides. It is a transcript of the gene tmem11, whose product is annotated as transmembrane protein 11. The record is from RefSeq and is a predicted model, not a curated record. Bases 54 to 620 code for a protein of 188 amino acids. Lineage: Eukaryota; Metazoa; Chordata; Actinopteri; Siluriformes; Ariidae. Gene Ontology annotation, cellular component: mitochondrial inner membrane. Gene Ontology annotation, biological process: inner mitochondrial membrane organization. The transcript is spliced from 2 exons.